AUGGCAGAGAUCGUGCAGAUGUUUUUGUUCCUAUAUAAGUCCAAGUACCGUCGGAAACGUCGUCGCGACAGCGACGGCGACGGCGGCGCGUGGCUCGAUCGCGGCUGCGGUGAGCAGGAUCGCGAUCAGCGGUGGCGGUGUCGGUGCGGCCAUGGUAGCGGCGGCGGCGGUAGCGCGACCGCGACGGUACCGUGGGCGCCGUUUCUACUGUGGGCGGCGCUCGUCUGCUGGGUGGUCCACGUAAGCGCCGCCGCCUCCACCUCCUCGUCGUCGCCGACGGUGGACGCGGGCUGCGACCCCGACACCUGUGUCAACGGCAAGUGCACCAAUAACACCUGCGUGUGCCACGAGGGCUGGCAGGGCGCACACUGUCAAUUCUGCGGUGGGAAGGUCAGUUUAUCGGACACGAUUGGGAGCAUCCACGAUGGCUUCGGCAACUACACGGCGGACGUGAGGUGCUCCUGGCUGAUCGAGAGCAACAGCUCGAACACGAAGAUACGGAUGCACGUGGAGCAAUUCGCGACGGAAUGCGGCUGGGACCAUUUGUACAUCUACGACGGUGAUAGCGUCGAGGCGCCGCUGCUGGCCGUCUUCUCCGGCCUGAUGCACAAGGACAACUAUCACAUACGCCGCGUGCCGGAAGUAAUAGCGCGAUCCGGUAGCGCGUUGCUGCACUUUUAUUCCGACGUCGCGUACAACAUGAGUGGCUUCAACAUUACGUAUAAAAUCAACGCUUGCCCGAGCAGGUACUCCCAUAUCGACUGUUCCGGCCACGGGGUGUGUAUCGAAGGCACGUGUACCUGCGACGCCAUGUGGACCGGUGAGGCCUGCGACGUGCAGGUAUGCCCGAACAAUUGCACGUACCCGCAUGGCGAGUGUGAUCGCGAGAGUCAUCAUUGCCGCUGUAAAAACGGCCAUAAAGGUGCGGACUGUAGCCAAAAAGGCGAUCGUGGAUUUUGGGAGAGUGUCACGUACAAGGAUCUACCGCCGGAAGGCUCGGCCAGUCACUGUUCCAUCGUUUGGAAGGAUUCGCUGUACGUGGUCGGCGGCGAGAGUUUCCAUCGUGCCAAGAUGAUAUACGUGUACGAUUAUAACGGCAACGUUUGGGAGACACCUCACGUCGAGGGACGUGUGCCGUUACCGCGGUACGCGCACUCGUGCGUGCUGUUUGGCGACAAGAUAUUCAUGUACGGUGGCGUCGUGGAGAAUUCCACCGUGACCAACGAGGUCUGGGCGUUCGACGUGUCCGCCAAGGUCUGGGAGAACGUUACCGUGCACGAUAAUUGCCACAACAAGACGAUAUGUGGCCCACUAAAGGUAGCCGGGCACACUGCGACCCGGGUGAGCCAUCACAAGAAGGAGAAGAUGGUUGUGAUAUUCGGCUAUUCGCCGCAGUAUGGUUACUUAAACACCGUCCAGGAGUACUCUUUGGGUACGCGCGAGUGGCAGAUCGUCAAGACGACCGGCUUCCCGGUGAGGGGCGGCUACGGGCACAGUUCCGCCUACGAUCCUCUCACGAGUCUCAUUUAUGUGUACGGCGGUUACGUGUCGGAGUCGCAGAGCACGCAUAUUUUGAGCAGCCGGCUGUACUCGUAUAAUCCUAUUUUCUACGAAUGGCGAUUGCUCACGUCGGCGCCGUCGGCGCGUUUCUUUCACACGGCCACCUUCGUCACGAGCGGACUGAUGUUGGUGUUCGGCGGUAAUAUGCACAACGACACGCAGCAGUCGCACGGCGCGCGAUGCUACUCGGCCGACACGCUCGGCUACGACGUCACGUGCGACACGUGGCAUCAGUACACCAUGCCCAGGGACAUGAGCGACCUUCCGCGUUACGGUCACAGCGCAACCGUCUUCGAGAAGUCGAUGUAUAUCUACGGCGGCUUCAACGGUGAAAUGCUCUCUGACAUGUUGAGGUAUAGCCCCGGCAACUGCGAGCCGUUAUCGAAUCAGAAUCAGUGCCUGAAUGCGAGGAUAGGCGUGAAGUGCGUGUGGCAUAAGCGGGAGAGUCAAUGCCUGCCGAUCGCGACGAUACCGCAGCACGUGCUCGAUCACAAGGAAUACGACGAGCACGACGGCGCUUACAUGAAAUGUAACCUGGACGACAAGCCGCCCCGUGGCAUGACGUCGCACGCGGAGCUCUGCAAACUCUUCACCGACUGCGUCGCGUGCGUGCAGACCUCGUACAAUUGCGUGUGGUGCGGCAAGAGUUGCCUGCACAUGAGCUGCCGGGACAAUCCAAACUCGCCGAAUUUGGCCGUCACAGAACUGGAUCAUUGCGAUCAGAACACCGGCAUCGAAUGCUUGCAACUGCACACGUGCCAUGCCUGCUCCAGCAAUCCGCGUUGCAUCUGGUCGUGGUCCAACGGACCCGACCGUUGCAAACCUCAGUCGAAAAUUCGGGAGGUGAGCGUGUUAAACGGCACGAUCCAGGCGCAGCGUUUGACCACGAUGGACACGUGCCGCAGUCCAUGCGUGGAGUACACGUCGUGCCGCAAUUGCACGGAAUCCGACUGUAUCUGGUGUCAAAAUGAGGCCAAAUGUGUGGACAAGAACGCGUACCCGGUCAGCUUUCCGUACGGGCAAUGUCGCGAAUGGACGACGAUAGACGCCCGGUGUCGUGCCACAGAGACCGGUAAGGAAUGGUGCAGUUUUUAUCUGUCUUGCGCCUCUUGCCGAUCGGAUCCCGGUUGCGGCUGGUGCGACGACGGAUCGGAAACCGGGAAAGGUUUGUGUAUGCCUGGCGGAGCCCGUGGUCCCAGCAGCAAAAGCACGAGCACGUGUGCACGCGAUCGUUGGUUCUUCACAAAAUGUCCAUUUUGUCAGUGUAACGGUCACAGUAAGUGUCAUACAAAUGGUACAUGCAUAAAGUGCGAAAACAUGACCAAUGGAACCCACUGCAACAUAUGUCAAGACGGCUAUUAUGGUAAUCCACUUAAUGGAGCUACGUGUCAGCCUUGCGCCUGCAACAACCAAGGUACUAAAUGCAUGACCGAGACGGGCAAAUGUUUCUGCACAACCAAAGGCAUUAUCGGCGAUCACUGCGAGCGUUGCGACGUAUCUGGUCUCUAUCACGGAGAUCCGAAUAAAGGAUCCUGUUUUUAUGAUUUGGCUAUUGACUACCAGUUUACGUUUAAUCUGAGCAAGAAAGAGGACAGACACUAUCAGGCGAUCAACUUCAAGAACUCGCCACCGAAGUCCGACAUCGACGCCGAGUUCUCCAUCACGUGUUCCGUGCUCGCCAAGAUGAAUGUGACCAUCAAGAAAGUGAACAGUCAGGAAAAGUCGCUGCUGACCGCCGCAAAUUGCACAACGACCAUGUACAAGCAUCGCUUCAGCAAGGCGGACUACAACUUCGGCAGCGAGGACAACAAUACUCUCACUACGUUCUACGUGUACGUCUACGACUUUCAGCCGCCACUGUGGAUCCAGAUCUCAUUCUCUCAGUACUCCAAACUGAAUCUACAGCAGUUUUUCAUUACAUUCUGCACGUGCUUCCUCGCUCUGCUACUGGUGGCUGCCAUUCUCUGGAAGAUCAAGCAAAAAUACGACAUGUAUCGACGAAGACAAAGGCUCUUCCUGGAGAUGGAACAGAUGGCCAGCAGGGCAUUUAGUCAAGUUCUGGUAGAAAUCGAGAGACGCGACGUUGAGAACUCGGAUCCGGAACGUGGUGAUGCUGAUUUUACUAAUUGUCGUAAAAAGAAGAAGGAUGCUCCUAGUCCGAUCGCGCUGGAGCCUUGUUGUGGCAACAGAGCGGCGGUUCUGUCUCUGCUAGUCAGAUUGCCGACUGGCGGCGAGCCUUAUACGCCAGCCGGACAGAGCGCUGGCCUAGCCGUGGCGUCCGCUUUGGUGACGCUAGGCAGCCCGCGCAGACCAUCUCAGGAAUUAACGACGAAGGAGCCGAAGAAGACGAGGAAGUCCGCCAGCCAGCAUCCGGACUCCACUUGCAUUUAGCGGUAAAUCGACGAGGUAUCGCGACAGAACGCGCGAUUGAUUUAUGAUAAGCCUUAGAAUUGUUUCUGUGAUCUUGCCCGCGCUUGAUGAACGGCAGGACAUUAUCUUCGAACCCUAACGAAGUGAUGAAGUGCGAACGGUGAUCGAAACCGAGAUUCGAAAUAUAUAACGCGAAAAAUUUUACUCGUUGACGCGCGACUGAUCGGUGACGCAUCGAACACAAUUCGGUUAUUUUACUCCGAAGAGUCGGCUGAGCGUGUAACGCUAGAUUUAGAUGUAUGCGUGACUUUCCUUAUCGAGUAGAAGGAAAACGCCUUUGGCCGAUGAGCGAAUGGACUGCUCCGACCGGUUACGUCCGCUAAUCAUGGUAAGUAACGUUUUCUUUUUUUUUUUUUUUUCUUCCUUAAACUUGAGCUGCAUGAGCAUAUUUUCAUGCGCCGAAAGGGACGUCCAUUGAUCACUCGGCUAGCAUUCGGAACAUAAUCGAGUUUUUUUUUUUAUAAGAACUUCGAUUAACGAUGUACAGUGUUGUAUAGAUGGUAAGACGAUCGUUUUUGUCGAAGAAGUUACGAUACGACAUGUUGGGCGCAUGGAUAAACUGGCCUCGUGCAUAUUUGAAAAGCUUUUAUCCGCUGCAACUGUUUAAAAAAAUUAUUCAUUCGCAAUUUUAAAUAUAUUUCAUUAUAUAUCUAUAUAUAUAAC
Wasmannia auropunctata (little fire ant) is the source of this 4653-nucleotide messenger RNA. It is a transcript of the gene dsd, whose product is annotated as attractin-like protein 1. Gene Ontology annotation, molecular function: protein binding. Gene Ontology annotation, cellular component: Golgi apparatus. The coding region runs from base 1 to 3951 and encodes 1316 amino acids. NCBI's taxonomy places the organism in Eukaryota, Metazoa, Arthropoda, Insecta, Hymenoptera, Formicidae. The record is from RefSeq and is a predicted model, not a curated record. The transcript has 12 exons.